AUGUCUGCCGAGGAUACCAACAACAAUGGCCCCGUCGACUCCGGUGUCGACAACCUAGCUGACAAGCUUGGCUCAGCUCAGAUUUCCGACCAGCCGCGCACGGAAGAGGAGUAUGCUCAAGCUCAGCUCACCCUCCGUGCCAUUGUCACUUCACGUGAAGCCGGCGUGAUUAUUGGCAAAGCCGGUCAAAACGUUGCCGAUCUUCGUGAGAAGACGGGUGUGCGUGCUGGUGUCAGCAAGGUUGUGCCGGGUGUGCAUGAUCGUGUGUUGACUGUCACGGGGGCGUUGACGGCAAUCAGCGAGGCGUAUGGUUUGGUGGCUGAUGGGUUGGUGAAGGGUGCUCCGCAGGUGGGCAUGGGCGGCGUUGUGGCUAACCCGAACACUCACCCCAUUCGUCUCCUCAUCUCGCACAACCAAAUGGGCACGAUCAUUGGUCGCCAAGGCCUCAAGAUCAAGCAGAUCCAGGACGCCUCCGGUGUUCGUAUGGUAGCUCAGAAAGAGAUGUUGCCGCAAUCGACCGAGCGUAUCGUCGAGGUUCAAGGCACACCAGACGGGAUUCAGAAGGCAACGUGGGAGAUCGGGAAGUGCCUGAUCGACGACCAGGAGCGUGGGUACGGCACGGUAUUGUACAGCCCUGCUGUACGUGUACAAGGCGGUGCACCUGCACCUGCCAUAAACGGCGGCAGUUACAACCAAUCACCGAGGAACUUCAACCGCACAGGCAAUGGUGCAGACUUCACUGGAGGCCCGUCACCAGCAUAUAAUCAACGUCGCAGCACAGGCGGCCAAGACGGUGGCCCACCGGGAGCAGUAGAGGAUGGCGAGGACAUCCAAACUCAAAACAUCAGCAUUCCCGCAGACAUGGUCGGCUGCAUCAUCGGUCGUGGUGGCAGCAAGAUCAGCGAGAUCAGGAAGUCAUCCGGAGCACGCAUCAGCAUUGCCAAGGCACCUCAUGACGAGAGUGGCGAGCGCAUGUUCACUAUUACUGGUGGCCCGACUGCCAACGAGAAGGCUCUCUACUUGCUGUAUGAGAACCUUGAGGCGGAGAAGAUGCGCCGCAGUCAGAUCCCCGAGGCCGCAGCGUAG
Molecule: messenger RNA, 1086 nt
Organism: Recurvomyces mirabilis
Lineage: Eukaryota; Fungi; Ascomycota; Dothideomycetes; Mycosphaerellales; Teratosphaeriaceae
Gene: HEK2
Product: RNA binding protein, heterogenous nuclear RNP-K like protein
Exons: 2
Coding region: 1-1086 (361 amino acids)
Biological process (GO): 3'-UTR-mediated mRNA stabilization
Cellular component (GO): nucleus; cytoplasm
Molecular function (GO): mRNA 3'-UTR AU-rich region binding
Source: RefSeq, a predicted model, not a curated record